GAAUGAGUUUCCAAAUUUUUCAUAUUUUUCUAAUAUUGCAAUAGAUCAAAAACAAACAUGGCGCGAAUGCCAUUAGGCCCUGGUCCCGGCGCUUAUGCGUUGCCGCCAACUGUCGGCUAUGAGCGUCACGAUAACCGUAAACAACGCAUGCCCCAAUACUCCUUUGGGGCGCGCACCGCCAUGUUCGGUCCAGAUCCUGGACCAGGACCAGGGGCCUAUCAGGUAGACAAGCUUACCCGUCAUGGAACAAAUGGUGCCGCUCAAUAUUCAAUAGCCCCAAUGACAAAAAUAAUUGAUAAAAGAGUUGGACCCGGACCUGGUGCUCACGAUGUUCAUAUAAAACCGUUUUUUAAGGGCGUAAAUGCGCCAGAGUAUUCCAUGGCCCCACGGAAUGACUAUAGUUUUAAGAAGUAUGGACCCGGCCCAAGUGCUUACAAGUUUGAGAUUAGUCCUAUAAAACCUGCAGCACCAGCUUAUAGCAUGGGUAUUCAAGGCAAGAUGCUUAAGAAGGCCGAUUCGCCUGGACCUGCUGCUUAUGGUGCAGGCGAUAUAAAUAUCAAAUUAAACCGUGCGCCUCAAUACUCGAUGAGGCCGAUUUGUAAUAUGAGACGAGAAAACGUGGGUCCAGGUCCCAACUAUUACGAUUUGACGUACUACCGUCCUGGUAGAUCUGGACGUGCUUAUUCGUUCGGUGUUCGUCAUUCUCCUUAUGCCCCUCCGAUGAUUGUUAGAUGUGAUAAUAUGUAGAAUUGCAAUAUUAGAAAAUUAUGUAAAGAGACGUUAGGUAGUAAUAAAAAUUAUAUCUGGUGUUUAAUAA
Messenger RNA from Drosophila innubila, 817 nucleotides. RefSeq names its product outer dense fiber protein 3B. The transcript is spliced from 4 exons. The record is from RefSeq and is a predicted model, not a curated record. The coding region runs from base 58 to 747 and encodes 229 amino acids. NCBI's taxonomy places the organism in Eukaryota, Metazoa, Arthropoda, Insecta, Diptera, Drosophilidae. Gene Ontology annotation, cellular component: cytoskeleton.